AUGAGGUAUUUUUUUGUAUAUGUUUUCAGUCACCCAAAGCCAGAAGGUUUGGCAGCUGCUAAAAAGCUGUGUGAAAAUCUAUUGCAAACCGUUCAUGCUGAAUACUCCCGAUUUGUGAAUCAGAUAACCACUGCAGUACCCUUAGCAGGCUUCACACAGCCUGCCACGAUAAAUAGCGUACCUUCUCAGCCAUCGUAUUAUCCUUCCAAUGGGUAUCAGUCUGGUUAUCCUGUUGUUCCCCCUCCUCAACAACCAGUUCAGCCACCAUAUGGUGUACCAGGCAUAGCACCACCUGCAGUGCCAUUGGCACCUGGAGUCUUAACAACACUACCUACAGGAGUUCCACCUGUGCCAACACAGUAUCCAAUAUCUCAAGUACAGCCUCCAGCCAGCACUGGCCAGAGUCCACUGAGUGGUCCUUUUCUUCCUGCUGCCCCAGUAAAAACAACCAUGCCAACUGGUACACAGCCACAAGUCCAACCCCAUUCCCAGGGUCAAAAGAGACGCUUCACUGAGGAACUACCGGAUGAAAGAGAGUCAGGACUGCUGGGAUAUCAGCAUGGACCCAUUCAUAUGACUAAUUUAGGUACAGGCUUCUCCAGUCAGAGUGAAAUCGAUGGAGCCGGAUCGAAGCCAGCAAGUUCCUCAGGAAAGGAGAGAGAGAGGGACAGGCAGUUGAUGCCUCCGCCAGCUUUUCCUGUCACUGGGAUGAAAUCGGAAUCUGAAGAAAGAAAUGGUGCGGUGUCUUUACCAGGCAACCAUGAUCAUCAAGCUAAGAAGAUGAAAACUGCAGAAAAGGGCUUUGGAUUAGUGGCAUAUGCUGGAGAUUCAUCAGAUGAAGAGGAGGAACAUGGUGGCCAUAAAAACGCAAGUACUUUUUCACAGGGAUGGAGUUUGGGAUACCAGUACCCUUCCUCACAACAGCGAGCUAAACAACAGAUGCCAUUUUGGAUGGCACCAUAAAAGCUGCAGAA
Cariama cristata (Red-legged seriema) is the source of this 974-nucleotide messenger RNA. It is a transcript of the gene KHDC4, whose product is annotated as KIAA0907 ortholog. Gene Ontology annotation, cellular component: nucleus. Gene Ontology annotation, molecular function: RNA binding. The coding region runs from base 1 to 963 and encodes 320 amino acids. The transcript has 7 exons. NCBI's taxonomy places the organism in Eukaryota, Metazoa, Chordata, Aves, Cariamiformes, Cariamidae. The record is from RefSeq and is a predicted model, not a curated record.